UUUGAACCAAGCAACGUGUUACAUAUAUAGUACACAUAUAAACGUACACAACCGCACUGACGCAAAGGUGUACACAUCGCUUCAUAUCCCUUUCGUCUUGUCAAGAUAUGAGAAGGUCUUUGGAGUGAAGUGCAGAGGAAUUUUUUAAAAGGAAACAUGAAGCCGAGAAGCACCGUGAGCGCUGUGGUGGCUGCAGCGUGUCUCCUGUCUGUGGUUUCUGCCGGCCGCAUCGAGCCCAGAUCUUUAAUAUCUAGUUUGUUCAAGACGCGGCUGGGAGACCUAUACAAACUAAGGGAGUCUUUGCAAGGAGGUGUCCAGGAUACGACAACAACCACAACAACUACAACAACGACAACGACCACAACGCCGAGGCCCCCGUCGAGUGCGCGAUGGUCCCACACCGACCUGGACUCCGACGACGUGUACAGGGGCCUGGCGGACCUCUUCAGCCAAAAGGAAGUGGCCAAGCAGGACAUCCACGUGUCUAACGGGUACGACGUCCGGAAACAGAAUCUGCCGAAGCCCAACGCUUACGCCUUUUCCGAAAUGGAUAUGUGGCAGCCGAAACACGCCCCGUCGGAGGGCGUGGGCGGCGAGGACACGCGGGCGGGACUGGGAGGGAGGACGAACGGUAUCGCCGAGGAAGCCUUUGGGGAUCCGGGGAACGCUACGUCGGGAGCGGAAGGCCGGGAGGACGUCCCUCAGGAGUACUGGACGAGGAUCAAGAGCAUCGUGGGGAACAUGAAGUCGAUCCUGGAGCAGAUGUACCCCCCGGGGAGCGACGAGGAGGAGCUGCCGUUCCAGGUGAUCGACAAAGUGGUCAAGUUCGGGGACAAAGUGAACUUCCUGAACCGCCUCCGGGAGACGUUCGACCACGAGCUCCUCAGCUUCCUCGGGCACAAGUGGGACGACAUCAAGGACAACGUGAUCAACAGCAGCCCCGUCCUGAAGACCGUGCUGUCCCUCGACACGCGCGAGAUGACGGGGAACCUCCUGAUGGGCCUCGUGAAGCAGGUGGGCCACCUCCUGCACCAGCAGGCCUUCACGCACUUGUCGGAGCUCGACUUCGUCACGGAGCUCAUGAGGACGUCGGGCUUCAAGGACUUCGAGAUCUACCAGGUGUUCGAGCUCCUCGACCUGCCCACGGACACGGUGGAGUCCGAGGCUAACCUGCAGGCGGAGUCCAGACAGCUGGGCUACAGCGGCUUCGGCGUCGAGAAAUCCGGAGGCUACGGGCACUCGGGAGGAGGCUACGGCGGCGGCGGAGGCUACGGAGGGGGCUACAUGCAGAGCUUCGACCCCUUCGUCCUCCUGGCGGGUCUGGCCUUCGCCACCUUCCUGGCCUACCUCAUCUACCGGCUCCUCUCCAGCACCACCGGCAGGAGGCGAGAGGUGCCCGACGUGUCCCUGGCCCUCGACCUGUCCGAUCUGCCGGACGUCGUGGGCAACAUCUACACGUGGCUGGAGAAGACGGAGGCGCUGUAUGGAGGAGACGUCGAAGAGGACAUCAUAGACGAGACGGAGAGCUUCGGGAAGGCCGUGAACCAGCUGUGGUCCAGCUUCCAGGCCGACAGACUCUCCCGGUCGUGUGUGAAGCGGUACCUCUGCGACUACACUUACCGGACCAACCACGACCUCAUGGGCUAUGGCUCGACACUCGAAACGCUGGCGCUGACGAGUCUGUCCCAUCUAUUCGGCGACGAAGACAGCGCUCGCAUGAUGGACAAACUUCAGGCACAACUCAUGGACGGCGAGGAUGUCUCAUGCAUGGCACUGGCACCCAGCUGUGAUGACGUCACGUACCAGCUGGCGAGAGGGAACGAGACAAGAAGUACGACCUCUGCCUCGACGCCCACGAGUACCAUCCUGUCCACGGAGAGGAACUCAAUUCGAGAUCCUAAGUAAUCUCUAAGGCGGUUCAUGGGAUGUUUUGUGUCUGUCUUUGGGGGUGAGGGGGAGCCCCGUGUGUGUUUUUUGUUUCACGUACAGACUUACUUAUGUGAAGGAAUACGUUUUAUGCAGACAAGUACACACACAUAACACACACACACACACACACACACACACACACACACACACACACACACACACACACAUACACAACACAUACAUGUGUGUGUGUGUGGACAUACGUACGCACACAGUACCUGCAAAAUCCCUCAAUACAUGGUACAGACACGCACCUUAAUAUUCACAUAUUUCCAUACUAAUAUUUAUAAAUUAGCUAUCAUUUUGAUGGCGUUGUUAAAAAGAUGCAGCUGGUUCUGUGAUUUAGAAUAUAGACUUUAGUAACUAAAACUAUUUAUUUGAUAUUUAUUUAUUCUCAUCUUAAAGCUGUGAUGCAAAGGGGAAUGGACUGCACCAAUUACUAGACAUCUGUCUAUCUAGGGCUCGCUCUGUGAUAGGUGUAAAUUCGAUUGAUUAUUCCGCAUAUCAGAAAUCAGAAAUUCCGUCAUUUAUAUACUAUAUGUAUUUCGUCUAGUAAUGAUCUAAUAAAAUAGAUUUUCUUGUAGUAUAUCUUUUUUUCGGUAUAUGUUCCUAUAGUCUUCGUUUAUUUUUGUAUUAGAAAGUUAUUUAUUUUCAAUUAUAUCCAUAUAUUUAGAUUACAUCUUUCCCGUAAGUUCCUGUAUUUUUCCUGCACUCAUAUCACAUUUUAAUAAUGCUUCUAUAAACCUUAUUUUAUUUUUAUUCUUUUAUUAAUUAUUUAUCAUUUUUAUUCAUAACUGAUAGUAUAUAUUAUUAUAUAGUUAUAUAUUGUUAUUAUUAUUCAUCUUUUUUGCACAUUCCUGCGCUACCGACAUAUAUGAACACAAUGCAUACACUUUUUUAUCAUUAUCUUCACUACAUACCGUUUCAUACUUGCAAAAUCUACAUAUCUGAGUAAAAAGAAAAAAAACUAUACACAUCAUUCACCAUUCUCUCUCAUUUUAUCUUUUCGAAGCAUCUUCUCCGUGCAAAGUCCACAUUCCUCUCGGCAUUACAGCAUACUUGGGCAUUUUCUUAAGCAUUACUCUACAAAGACUUUACAAUAUGGUGUCUGAAUGCCAUUCCUACGUGAGAUGGUUUCUGGCUUCUGAGAUAUCUGUUGCAAUACCUGUCAUUGUGCAAGGUGAAGAGUAGCCAGUCAUUGUAGUAGCACUGUAAUUCUUUCCUUUUUUUAUAAUAAAUAUGUU
Penaeus vannamei (Pacific white shrimp) is the source of this 3173-nucleotide messenger RNA. RefSeq lists its product as uncharacterized. The record is from RefSeq and is a predicted model, not a curated record. NCBI's taxonomy places the organism in Eukaryota, Metazoa, Arthropoda, Malacostraca, Decapoda, Penaeidae.